AUGUUAGAUGGUAAUUGUCGCCAAGCUGAUCAAAAACGUGAACAAUUAUUGAAACUAAACGAAAAAGUUAUCAUUUCUUUAUUAGAUGCAACAAGAUUUUUAGCAAGGCAGUCAUUAGAUUUUCAAGGUCACAAUAAUAAUCCAGAUUUAGUUGUUAAACAUGGUAGCAUAAUUAGUGUUGAAUAUGUUAAUUGUUUUGGAAUACUACAAGAAUUAUACAAAUUUUUUUCUGGAAGUAUGAAACGUCAUGCAUUAUUGUAUAAAAAUUUAUAUGAAACAGAAUACGGUUUAUUAAUUAAAGAUCUAUCAAAAACUCGCUGGUCUGAUCGAUAUAAUUCAAUUAGUGCAGUAUUAAUAUCAUAUAAAGAAAUUGUUGAAACACUUGAUGAUUUAAGUGUAAAUGAUCAGAUCAGAUCAGAUAGGUGCCUUAUCUGUUGCAGACGUUGGCUAGCAUGA
Messenger RNA from Didymodactylos carnosus, 456 nucleotides. NCBI's taxonomy places the organism in Eukaryota, Metazoa, Rotifera, Eurotatoria, Philodinida, Philodinidae. The record is from the annotation of a GenBank genome assembly.